AUGAAUCAACCAGCAAAACGAUGUCGUUUUUCUACAAUUACAUCUUCGUCAACAUUGAAUGAAUUCUUACCAUCAAUGCGAACAACAAAUAUGGAACGAGCUACACUUAAAAUUGAAAUCCCCUUUACUGAUCAUGCUCAUUGUAUUGGACGACAAGGAAAUCAAAUUCAAAGUAUCAUGUCAGCAACAGAUACACAUAUUCAUUUUCCAGAUGGAAACCGUGAACCAAAUGGUACUAAAUCGAAUCAGGUAUCAAUAACAGGAACAGUAUCAUCAAUUGAAGAAGCUCGAAAACGUAUAAGAGAAAUUCUACCAAUGUCAUUAAAAUUUCUUAUACCCCCAACAGAAUUAAUUAACAUUAUUAAUGAUGAUUAUCCAUUAUUUAAAAAUGUUCGUACACGUUUUGGUGUUAUUGUUUUACCACGUCCAUAUGCUAAAACUGGUGAUGUUUAUUGUAUUGUUCGUGGACUUAUUAAUCAACCAGGUUUAGCUGAAGCAACUGAAUAUUUAAUUCAAGCAUUUUAUGGUUUUGAAGCACCAUUAAUAAAAGUAACAUGUCAAACAGAAGUUAGUGAACAAUAUCAUGUUUAUUUACAAACUCGUCAACAAUCAAAAGAUAUGUGCAUAGCGGCUAUUGAACAGUAUACACACACAACAAUACAAUUUCCAACAAUGAUUAAUUCAAAUUUAUCACAAGAUAAUACAAAUAAUUAUGGACGUCGAACAUCAGUCAUUAUAUCGGGAUCACCAACACAAGUUUGUCAAGCUCGAAAAUUAUUUGAUCUUUGUUUACCAGUUAUUUUAAAUUUUGAAAUACCCAUUGAUAAAGAACCGACUCGUGCUCAAACUGCUCAUAUUAAAGAUAAACUUAAUGUAACAACAACUGUUCGAACACGUAAAGAUAAAAUUGGCAAAUUAGUUACCGUUCAAUCACAAGAAUAUAAUUGUGAUCAAUUAUUUCGAGCUCGUGCUAUUAUUCUUGGGUUAUCAGAAUCAAAUAAUAAUCAUAUUUUACCAAUUAAUGCAAAUGGAUUAUUCGAUUUGAAUCAAACAUCAACAUUUUUAUCUGAUCUCUCUUUUCCAACUGCAUCGUCAUCAUUAUUUCUUACUUCUCCUUCAGCAGCGACGACAACAACAAAUCAUAUAACUGAUAUUGAAACAAAUACAGCUAAAAAACCGUCACCCAUUGGUCAUGAACGUUCUUCAUCACGAAGUGAAAAAUUAUUAUUAUUUGUUUCCAAUGUAACUUGCGUUUUUUUUAUAGAUCUUGAUCAAGAAGGUAUCAUGUGGCCAACCAAUAAUGAUCGAAUUCCAUCGCUCUUUGUUUUUGAUUCAUCGACUCAACCGACAUUAAAACCGACUGAUAUUAAUAAUUUAGAAUCAAUUGACAAUACUUUGGCUUUUCCAAUACAAGAUAAUUGUUCGACAAAAUUAUUGACAUUACUUCGUUCACUUAAUUUAGAGAAAUAUUGGUCAACAUUUGAACGUAAUGAGAUUGACUAUUGUACGUUUCUUUCUAUGACGGAUCAUGAUUUGACUCAAAUCGGUAUUGAAGCUUUUGGAGCUCGUCGUCGUAUGCAACAAGCUAUUGCAGACCAUACUUUGGCCAAUAUCAAUCGAUAUUAA
Messenger RNA from Rotaria sp. Silwood1, 1626 nucleotides. The record is from the annotation of a GenBank genome assembly. Lineage: Eukaryota; Metazoa; Rotifera; Eurotatoria; Philodinida; Philodinidae.